Molecule: messenger RNA, 2181 nt
Organism: Chara braunii
Lineage: Eukaryota; Viridiplantae; Streptophyta; Charophyceae; Charales; Characeae
Source: the annotation of a GenBank genome assembly
AGUCGAUCAACUGCCCUGCGGACAAUCUUUCAGUGAUUGUGUUAUUCGUCGAUCAACUGCCAAUUUCUUUUCUUCGUUCUUGACUAGAUCAUCGUUCUACUAUUCUGAUCAGCAUUUAAACAACUGAUUAUAAUAUACAAGACUUUACAAGUCACCAAAAAAAUACUAGUGGCAAGUAUGGAUGUUAGAGGGAACAGCACUGCAUUCUCGACAGACGAACAUGGAAAGUCGUUUGACGCUAAAGAUCGUGCGGUUGCCGGAAGUCCGACGGCAAUCAAGGAGAAGCGAGGAGGACCAAGUGCACUCGGGAGAGCGCACGCAAUUUCAUUGGUGUUUGCGGUGGGUUCACUGAAGCUCAGUCUCGGGUUGUUGGGGGAAAUGGUGGGCUUCACACUGGGCUUGGGCGCCGGUAUUGCUGUUGGCAGCCUCAUCCUGGCAAGAAAACGGCACCUUAAAGUCGUCAUGCCGCAGAUUAAGAAACUGAAGGAUAUCGAUCUGACGGAGGACAAGCGACGUGAGUUAUUUCUGCUCAUUCCUCAGUGGGUGAAGAACCCUGAUAUUGAGCGCGUUGGUUGGCUUAAUAGGGCAGCAGCCAAGUUGUGGCCAUAUGCUGACAAAGCCAUCUACAAUCUUUUCAAGAACCAGAUUUGGCCAGGGGUAUCAAAAAUGCUACCAGGUGGACUGCGUAUUGACUUCACGGAGAUGACUUUAGGCGAUCUUCCGCUAGUAAUCGAGGGUGUCGAGGUGAAAGAGACCGUGGAAGAUGAAAUCAUUUUUCAGAUGAAGGUCACGCUUGCGACCAAUGCCAACGUUGUUGCCGAUGUUCGCUUCUUUUGCUUAAGUACCACAGUCCAGGUUUCAGAGGUUCAAGCCGAGGCUCUUGUGCGCAUCACCUUAAAGCCUCUUGUGUAUAGACUGCCGUGUUUUGAAUCGAUACAUAUUGAGUUGGUCGACAAGCCGACAAUCGAUUUUGCUGCCACGGCUCUGGGCGGAAUCGAUUUUAUGAGCAUCUCGUCCGUGCAGAUGACGACGGCGAGGAUCGUGGAAGGCAUCCUUUCCAGUAUUCUAGUGUGGCCAAAAAGGCUGAUCGUGUCGCUAUCGGAAGAUCAACUGCAGUGGUGGAACAAGUUGUCGGUGGGCGUACUAGAAGUGCGCAUCCUUCACACGAGCGAUCUCAAGACGUCGAUCUUCAGAACGCCCCAGCUGUACGUGCGGCUCUUCAUAAGAGAAAGGGAGGAGUUGGAUGCGAAAACCAGAGUGCAACCAAGCGCGAACCCGACGUGGAACGAGAAGUUUCAGUUCACAGUCAAAGAUGGAAAAGAGAGUGUUCUCUGCAUGGAGGUCUUGGAUUACCACAGAAUUUCUGCAGACACUCUGAUGGGUACGGCUGAAGUUUCAGUGGGCCAACUGGUCUUGGAUUACCACAGAAUUUCUGCAGACACUCUGAUGGGUACGGCUGAAGUUUCAGUGGGCCAACUGGUUCCCGGCGCGGUGACUGUGAUGGCGCCGAACUUGCUGCGCGCCGCCAAUUCUGCUGCUGCAGGAAAACUUCACAUAGAGAUUGUGUACCAACCGCUCGCGGUGGAUGAUCGCAACAGCGAGCAGUUGUCCGUGCCUCAACCAUUCGAAUUGGUGACAGCAAUGGAAGCAGCCAAGAACGGAGACGUUAUGGCUGUUCUACCUGCCAGAAGCACCGGUGGUGGUGGACUCUUGUCUGUGACGGUGCAUGAAGCUCGCAAGUUGGGUGAUGAGCACAAUGGCAUGUGCAAUCCGUAUUGCGAGAUCAAGCUCGGGGAUGACUGCAGAAGAACCCGGGUAAUGAAGAAGAGAACGCGCGUGAAGUGGGAAGAGGAAUUUGAGUUUCUGCUUGAUGGAGCUCCAGUUGGGAAAAAGCUGUUGAUUGAGGUGUACAGCAAGAGUACGGACUACUUCGCGAAUGAUAAGUUCCUUGGGAGACUUGCUGUUGACUUGUCAGAUGUGGUUCGAAACGGAAAACUUGCUGAUAUCUAUCAGUUGCAUGAUGUGCACAAUGGGUCCAUUCGAUUGGAAAUGAUGUGGCAGGGCACGGCACGCCUGCAGAAAUCGUGACAUUGGACAAAAUGAGGAGAGAGAGAGAGAGAGAGAGAGAGAGAGAGAGAGAGAGAGAGAGAGAGAGAGAGAGAGAGAGAGAGAGAGAGAGAG